AUGCAUGGCGAGAUCCUUUGGGAGCCCUUUGCAAUGAACUUGCAGCCCGGAGAGCCGGGAGCCAGGGGACUGAUCCGCAUGAAGGAUAUGCAGGCGCGCUCCUUGCAGAAAGGGCUGGAGGAGGACUCACCGGAGGCUGUUAAGUCAUCGGUCACAGUUCUUCCCCUGCUACAAGCUCCCGAGGGUCAAUCCACCGGGAUAGUCUUGCAGGACUGGAUUGCACAAGUGACUGUCGCAAUGCAGGAUCUUUCUCCGUCUUCGGGGUCAUGGUGGUCUAAGGUGAUGGCUUUGGUGCAGACCACAUAUUCUGCAUGGCUCGGGCGCACGCCUCUAGAGCGGUUACAGCUGCAACCUACGAACAGUGGCUCUUUGGCUGAAGGCAGAUGGACCCGGGUGAACGCCCGAGCGUGUUCGAUGCUACUCCAGAGCUUGAGUGAAGCGGUAAGGCAAGAUCUCAUUGCCAGACGUGUUGUCCAGAACGCCGUCCUCAUUAUGUUUCGACUUCACACGACCUAUCAACCUGGAGGUGCCUCGGAAAAGACGCUGGUGCUACAGAAUUUGCAGACCCCAGCCUCGUGUGAAACGCUGGAAGAAGUGCUAACAUGGUUGCGGAGUUGGCCAAGAUGGAUCCAGAGAUGUCAGGACUUGAACAUGCUUUGUCCAGAUGGAACGGUGUUGGCCAAGACGUUGACGUCAGCUACUUCCCGAUUCAUUGUUGAGGGCGGGGAUGCGCAGUUCCGUACGCAGUUGCUUCGGUCGACUUUGCGAAUAGUCUACUGCCACGAUGAGGACUCCUACGGUGAAAGCGUUUGGUGCAGGAACCUCAUCGCCUACGGGAGCCGGCUCAGCUACCACAACGACUGCUACCAAGCCCAGAGGAUCUACAGCUACCCAGCCUACAACAUCCCCAACAGCUCCCUCUUCGUCCUCUACUACAACCUCUCCAAAGGUGAACAGGGUGGAGCCGGAAACCAAGGCCCAGGACCGUCAAUCAAUGUUGUUACCCUGAAGCAACAGUGUGCCCUGAGCAGUUCUGAUGGCGACGGGCAGGUGUUUGCUUUGGUUGAUUCAGGUGCUACCCACGCGCUGAGAAGGGCGAAAUCUGAGUCUGAGUGGCAGGAUGCAAGCCCGGUGACGGUGAACCUAGCAGGGGGUCAGUCGAUCUUCUUGAAGAUGAAUAAGGCCGGCACUAUCCUGGUCCCAAUCACGUCCUCUACUACCUUCACGUCUACGGCGCCCAUAGUUCCCCUUGGUGCGUUAGUUGGACAGCUGGGAUACACAAUGACCUGGAGCAGUAACAAGUGUCGUCUGGAAGGGCGGAACGGUGAGAGCUUCAACCUUAGAGUUCGUGAAGGGUGCCCAGAGAUCACUGAAAGAGAUGCCCUAAAGCUGAUCGCCCGCCUGGAGGACGACAAUCUGGAAGUCCUCAAGAACCGCACCAAGGAAACCCGCCAGCGGGUUCGAGCAGCGGCUUUGGCAAUGGAGCGGACGUGGUUCGAUCAUCUCUUGUCGUAUGUGGACGGAGAGCUAUCAAGUGAAGCACUCAAGGCGGUGGAAACAGCGCCUUUCCUUCAGGAUGUUCCUCGACAGUGUGUGGCAGGUUUGGCGGAGGCAAUCCCGGAAUCCAAUGGUUAUGGGCAUCCAAGAAAUGGCUGGUGCACCUUUUUUCGGGAGAUCGAGAUAGGCCCGAAUUCCGCCACCUUGAAGGGCAUGGUUAUGCAGACUCCGCUGUGGUCCGAGUACGCCCUCGAGGCUGGCCUUGAGUCGUACAACUUCGAUAUGGCAGCUCUGGGAAAAUACUUUACGCGCCAUACCACGCUGGGUACUAAUCUACCUCUUCGGCAUUUGGAUGGCUUGAGAAUGAGAUACCGUACUGAUGGCCCGGUUUCUACAAAGGCUCCUCCUGCAGUAUGGCCUCCAAAGUUUGUGGAACAUGUUGUGAUCGCCUUGAGAAAUUGGGGCAAGGCCGGGGGAACCGGCAGACGCCACUCGAGGGUGGAGCAUCCGUCCGCCUUUGUGCUCUCAGCUGACCUUUCUGGUCCUGUCAAGGUGGGCGGAGUAGAUCCAGACGGCAGGGGCGCAUGGGUCGACUACGAUGAAGGUGAGAUCAAGGCGGAGGAGUACGACGACAAGGACGAUGGGUUAGCAUCGGAGGGAAAGGGGCCGUCUGGAGAAGAAGUUAGAGAUGUAGUUGGACAAGUCGAUGAAGAAGAUGAUGAUCCAGACCAACCCCUAAGAGCAAAGGUUGGUCCAGAUGAUGAUUUGGAUCUUGCUGCCCCGGAGCUUGUGAACUUGAUUUUCUCAACGGGGAUCCGUGAUGAUAAGGCAGUGACGGUGUUGGAGGCGGUGCAAGACGUUGUGCUUUACUGCCAAUCCCUCAACAUCCCGAUUCUUCGCUUCCACACGGAUCGGGGUAUGGAGUUUCAGGCAAGAGGCACGAAGCAAUGGCUGAAAAGCCAGGGCAUCCGUGUUACGACUUCGGAAGCGGGCGUGCAUCAAACCAACGGGGCGGCAGAGUCCACAGUUCGGUGGAUAAAGCAAAGGGCAAGAACACUACUCCUAUCUGCCGGACUACCACAACACCUAUGGCCUACAGCAGUGGCUACGGCCGCCACCAUCCAAAGGUCGGACGUUCUGGGCUUUGAGCCAAUGCUUGCGGCGCCGUACGGCUCCAAAGUGAUGGUGCGCAAAAGACAGCUAGAGGGCCCUAAGUUGGACGAUUUGGCGCCAAAAUGGGUGCAAGGUGUCUAUGUGGGUCGCUCAGAAAGCCUCAGUAAAGGCCAUUUGGUUUUCAUUUCGAAUGAUGAGGGUGAGAAGUUUGUCCAUACUCUACAUGUGCGAGCCGGCCUUCGGGAUCCAGGCCCCGUUGAGGAAGGGUUCCAUGUUGAAGAGCCAGGACCACCAGAACGUAGAGUACGAGGCAAGUCAGCUGGAUCUGGAGAUGUGGUUGGGGUUUCGAAGGUGACGAUCUUUGAGGAUGAAGGGCUCCAAAAGUGGGCUGAGGCGAUCCUUGAGGAGUGGUCGCAGGAGGAGGCCGAGGCCAUUGUCAUCCAGGCCGGCAAGAAUUUAGCUGCCACGGAGAACAACUACGGCAUGUUUAGGUUUGGUGGCCGAGUAGGUGUUACAAAGGCAACGAUUGAGAGACCGUGGUUGGCAAAAAUAGCCCUUCGUUUGCUGAGGGAAAAGGCACCCGACGCCGAGUUUGCCGCCAUCUUCAUUUCGGUCAACAACGAAAGGGAGGUUCAUGUUGAUCGGAACAAUGCCAUGGGCACCUUGAACUAUAUCCUUCCGGUUGUUAUGCCUAGGCGGGGUGGUGAGAUUUGGCAAGAACUUCGCGAUGGAGAUGUGGUGUCUGGUAGAAUACUUGAGCUCCAAUCCCAAGAUGGUCGAGUCAGAUAUGGUUGCGCAUACCCCUUACAAGAAGGUCGAGUGUUUCAUCUAAAUCCUCACAGGCGUUACGCUGUUCUUCCAUGGAAGGGAGAGCGCUUGGUGGUGGUUGGUUACACACCUGGGGUUUUGCAAAAUCUCAACAGCCAAGAUAGAGAGCUGCUAUGGGACCUAGGGUUUCCUUUGCAACUGGUUGAGGAGGAGCCUAAGUCGGAGAUCUAUAUCAACAUGAUCAAGGUCCUUAGCGCUUUUGAGAAUAAGGCUGAGAUCUUGGACUUGUCCCAGGAGGAGAUAGCAGAAUUUGCUGAGGAAGCAGCUACUCAAGUUCUACCCGAGCGUGAUCCUGAAGUUCCUUCUCCGUGUGAUCAAGGACAGCAGAGCUGCAGUAGUUCCCCGGAAGUUCAAUGUGAAGAAUGGUGUUAUGGAGAUUUGUGUUUGGUGUUGGAAGGCGGGUGUGAUGAUGUGGCUCAUGUUGUACCUUUGGCAAGUGAAGAUGUGUUCAUUGCAAAGGCGGAGGUCGGGUUCACUGAGAAUGUAGAGUUGCUCCUUGAGUCCCUCGAGAGCCCGCUCAGCAUUGUUCAUACAGUCGAUCCUCGGGAGGUAGCUCGCUUCUUUGAGCGUUGGAUUCCGUCCAUGGGCAAAGAGGUUCAGACUUUGGAGCAUGCUGUGGAGCGAGUUGAUGGGGCAGAUCCUGAAGUUCGAGCGGAUAUUGAGUCUGGACGUGGACAGGUGCUGCCAAUGAAAGUAGUCUACACAGUGAAGCCACCGGACCCUCCUGCUGAUGGAGAGGCCCCCAGUGUUUGGUACAAAAGGAAGUCAAGGAUCGUGGUGUGUGGCAAUUUCGCCUCACACCAACCCGGCGAGGUGUAUACCAAUACAGCGCCAGCUGAAAUCGUUCGAGCUGCAAUAGCCUUGGCUCGCUUCUUCAACUGGGAUCUGGGAAUGAUAGAUGUG
Symbiodinium sp. CCMP2592 is the source of this 4341-nucleotide messenger RNA. Lineage: Eukaryota; Dinophyceae; Suessiales; Symbiodiniaceae. The record is from the annotation of a GenBank genome assembly.